Molecule: messenger RNA, 885 nt
Organism: Dicrocoelium dendriticum
Lineage: Eukaryota; Metazoa; Platyhelminthes; Trematoda; Plagiorchiida; Dicrocoeliidae
Source: the annotation of a GenBank genome assembly
GUAAAUUCUACAUUCUACCGAUUCCACUGACGCUUCAUCAUCUUCCUUAUGGAGCUGUCUUCUUUCAAUGGACUUGGCUUAUCGAUUGAACGAUCACUCCAAGUUGGGGCAAGCUUUCCGAAAGAUUUUUCAACCAGCUACUUAUUUGCUUAUCGGGAGCAUCGUAAAAAUCGCGUUGCUCCGUCACCGCCUGAAAAUCAUCAACAGGGAUGUGCUGAUCAGCGCCUGGAAAGACCGGCCACCUGGAACCCCUCUGAUCACGGUGUCUAAUCAUCAUUCCUGUCUAGAUGACUUUAUCUUGUUUGGUUCACUUUUCUCGCUUACUGAUUUAACUAAAGGUAUUCCGAUUUGGAGAACUGUACGUGACCUCAGAUCACGCAAGUUGAUCCAUAAGGGUGGUGGCGUGGAUCAACCCAGCAUGAAUUUUACGCUUCAAGUUCUUAACCAAGGCGGUUGGGUUCAUAUCUUUCCACAAGGGCGUAUUAUUCACCCAUUUGAAUUCGAUCGUGAGUCGAAUUUUCGUUUGAAGUGGGGCGUCGGACGUUUACUCGCUGAGUCCAACGUGUUACCGUUGGUUCUUCCCAUUUGGCAUUGUGGUCUGGAGCUUUUGAACCCCUCCGAAACGUUUAGUACUUUUGAGACGUUGCGUCGUAUCAUUGGCAAGCCACGGACCCUAACGAUUGCCGUGGAAUAUCGCAACCACCAGCGUUCUGAAGCGGAAACUCGCCGUGAAGUGCAUUCACUUCUCACAGCGUUGGUGCAAGCAGCCCUGUAUUCGUUGAAAUCAACCACUGAAUUGGAACAUCAACACCAUUUUCACGGUCCAGAUGCGUGAUGCUGCUCACAUCAUGUUGGAGUCUGGUCGUCUCAAAAUUUUAUUUUUUC